AACUUACAUUAUUGUUUGGAUUACUAUUCGAUUUAUUUAUUCUCUGACACUUGAUAUGGCAAACAAUAUGGCUUAUCAUUGUUAAAAUUUUACCGAGCGGACUUUCUGUUAAAAGAUUUCAAAUCUCUUAGGGAUACGAUGAAUUAUUUCGAAAUAAUUUUAUCAUCUUGGUUUUUCGCUGUUAGUAUGCGUACCUGAUACUUAUUAUAUUUCGUGUAGGUGAAGGUGAGCGUAUAUAUGUAUGUAAACGUGAUACGUAUGUGCACAUUGAAUCAUUAUUUCUCAUAACCUUUUUAUGAAUACGAAAUAUAGCAGAUGCAAUUAGACAAUCUUUAAAAGAUGUGGGUACAUCCAUACAUCUUAUAGCCGGCAAGUGGCGAAGAUACUAGACGCAUACUAUAUUCAAUGGAGUGGACUGUAUUCUUGUGAUUUUUCGCUUGAACGUAUAUCAUAUCAUGGCCUCGUCAAAUAGAAGAAUUCAAAUCGGCUCUGCUUGGUUUCAAACAAAGAUUAACCUAAGACCACAGCGUCGAGGUAUCCAUCACGUUACCGAGGAAAUCUUAAGAAGAAUUCCUGAACUCUGCGAAUUUUCAGUCGGACUUUGUCAUAUACAAAUUCUUCACACAUCAGCAAGUUUAGCACUAAAUGAAAAUUGGGACCCAGAUGUUAGAGAUGAUGUAGAAAUGAUGCUUAAUAAAAUAGUUCCUGAAGGUUUGGCCUAUAGACACAGUUGUGAAGGACCAGAUGAUAUGCCAGCGCAUGUAAAGGCAUGUUUUCUGGGCUCUUCAUUGAGUAUUCCAAUUACUGAUGGCAAAUUGACUUUGGGUACGUGGCAAGGAAUUUGGUUAUGUGAACAUCGUAAUGAUGCUGGAAGUCGCAAAGUAGCUAUUACAUUGACGGGUUGUCUCAGGGAUCCUGCACGUAGUCCUUUGAGCCCUGUUAGUCCUAUUGCUUCUACUAGCAGCUAGGACCACUCACACCCCCAAAGGCGUAGCAAACGUCAGCUGCGCAUAUCUACAUCCAGUGAUUCAAGCUAGCAGCUGCUUAAUCUUAGACAAAUUCUAAGAGUAUAAUUCAGAAAAGAGUGUAUGGAUACUUCAAAAAUAUAUAAAUAUUACAUUUUCUUAUAUCCAUUCAUUAUCACAAAUUUCCAGCAUUUUUUAUAAUGGCGUAACUUGUAAAAUCAUAAAAUUAAUUGACAAUAUUUAUUAAUAUUCUUAUGCUUAUCUCAUAUAUCUUAUAUUUUUUUAUACAUAUAAAUAUAAUAUAUUUAUUACUUAUAUUUGAAUAAGUACAUAAACAUUUAGUAAAUGUACAUUUUAUGAUUUUAUUUAGAUUAUAUAGAGACAUUUCUCUUUAAACUGAGUUAACAGUAACUAUCCAAAAAUGUGGUUCAUUGAAUAUAUAAUGUUGUUCAGUACUUAUAAACUGCCAAGGCAAUUGUAUAUUAUAUGCAUUCAGAAAUAAAUAUAAACGAAUUACAAGUAUCCUGCACUCUUCAUCGCUCUUAGAAAAUUAAUGUAAUGCAUUCCGAUAUAAUGCGUCCAAUACUCCGAAUUUAAUUACAUAGCUUUAUUUAAAUAAUUCUUUUGUAAAAAAAAAGAUUAAUAAAGAAAAUGGCAUUAAUAAUUGCUCAGCUGAGACCUUACAUCACUUUUUAUAAUAUGUAAGAAAAUCUCAGCUUGAGUAUGUGCAAUAUGUUAUAACUUUCUAACUCACUGCUUAUCAUAGGGUAGGCAUUUUUAAUGACGUUUCCAAUGCAUUUGGGGGUGUAUAUAGGUUACAAUCAACACUUCUUUGCUGUGCUAAUAUAUUUCUGCUAGAGAUAUCCACAUAAGUUAUAUUGAUAGUAACAACAUGUGGGCAACAAGUCAGUAUGAAAGUAGACAGUUAAGAGAAUCAUCAAACUAUGCAAAUAAUGAUUUAGACUUACUACAUUGUUAGGUAUUUACUGAUAAAAAUAUUCUAGAAACUUAAUUAAUCUAAUUAAAACAUAAAAUGUCAUCUAGAAAUGUAGCACUGCAAAGAGUUGUAAUAAAAAUUACUUACAAUGUUAUUAAAAUAACCAAAGCUUAUCAUGGGAGCUUGUUAAUGUAUCUAAUGUACUGUAAAGCAAGCAGUCGAUGUUAGUUGUUAAUCUUUCUCAUAUAUAGUAUAAAUGGUCGUCCAUUAUGAUUAAUGAAUAUGCUUUAAUAUGAAGUAUCCAAUGCAAUUCAUAUAGCUUAAAUAUUAACAGCUCAAAAAUAUAAAGCUAUCAAAAAUUAUGAUAAAUUUUUGGCAAGUUAUACAUUUUUUUCUCAUAAAGAAAUAUAUGGAACGAGAUGGUAUACUUCAUCAUAUAACAUUAAAGAUUUGAAAUUCAUCUGUGAAUUCAAUUCUAAUUUUGUUAAUAUGCUCAACAAUCCAAAUUAUUAAAUAUGUAAAAUUUAUAAAUAUAAUGAAAAUGAUUAUAAUAUCUAAGUUUAUAGAAAUCAAUAUUAUAUUUGGUAACUGAUAUAGUUCAUAGCAAUUUGCUAUUAAUCAAUUCACCUACCAAGUUCAUUUCAUAAAUUAAAUGAUUGAAAAUUGUUAUAUCUGCAACAUAAUUACCAUAAACAAUAAUACACUAUAUAUAUAUUUUAUAAUAUAUUAAUAUAUAUAAAUAUAAUUAAUCUCAUCUUAACAUUUGAAGAUAAUCAUUUAAUUUUCUGAUAAACUUUUAUUUUUUCUGGCAAGAUAGUAAUCAUUGCUUAAACUAUAAUUAAAGAAGUGCAUAUAUAUUUGUUUUAAAGUGUGUAUAUUUGUUUUUAGUUGGCGCAUAUUCAAAUUUUUAAUAUUAUGUAAAACACAUGUAUAGUGAUUAUCUCAUAAUCGUUGUUAUUAUAACAAAUCUACAAAUUUGACAAAUUUAUAAAUUUUCAAAUCAUUGGUUUCAAUUCCUAAAAUAAAAAAUUUAAGCUGUAUAUUUAUCACAUGCCUAUAAAAAAAUUAAUAACUAUAUAACUGAAAUUAAACUUUUACUAAGUAAUUAUAAGCAGCAUUUAUAAAAUGUUACUUUCCAUUUAUAUGUGCAACAUAUUAAGUUAGUAUGAUUUCCCAUUUUCUAAGAAAAGUUGUUUUAUGUUGUUACGAAAGAAAAUGUUAGAAACAUUGACAUAAUAUAAUUGUGUGUACAAUUUGCAAAGUUGUGUUCUAAGAUUUGUUUGGUAUUUUCCUAUCUAUAUAAAAAAAUACUUAUAAUAAAUCUUUAAUUUACUAAUAAAUAAUUUUUGAUUAUGUCUAUAUUUUGCAGUGUAAUGUUAUAUAGUGGAUGAUUUAAUGAAAGUGUUAACAAAAAGUGUUAAUAUAAUUUUGUGUAAAUAUUUCAUACAUUUACAUUUUUUCAAACUGUUUUGUGAUUUGUUUACAAGGUAAUUAAAAAGGUUUAGUAUUUAUAAUAUUAUUAUAAUAGCAUAAUUAUCAUCAAAAUUUAAACUUAAUAUUUGGAAAAAUAAAAAAUUGUAUUUGCAUAUUUAAUUGAUAAUCAGAUGUUUUUAUGCCUUGAUUAUGAGAUAAACAACAUUUGAUAUAAUCACGGUUUUUGAAAUAUUUAAGUUAUUCGAUAUUUAUAAAAUUUUCUAGAUAUAUAAAAUAUUAGUUUUUAUUUAGCUGGAUAUAGUGGACCUAUAAUAACAAAUUAUAGAAAACUAAUACAUUAGGAUUAUACAGUAUAUAAUAAAUACUAUUAUACAUUAAAUUUAACGUUAUUAAAUGUACAUAUAAAAUUAUAUUUUUAAGUGAAGGGUAUAGUGAGAACACCAUAUAAUGAGCGAAUGUAAUGAAGUUUAAAUGCAAAUAUGAUAAUUGUAUAAUAUCCCUAAAAUGUAGUAAUAUAUAAAAUUGUUUAUAUAAAAUAAAUACAAUGACUUCUUAUGCAGCUUGAAAAAAGUUUCAUUAUAAUAUAAAAGAAAAAAAUACAAUUUUACAAAGUUGAAUUUUACUAUAUCUCAUUUUUAUACCAAGUUGUUUACUCAAAGAAUUAAAGAAAUAAAAAUACCAAUUUGUAUAACAUUAUAUUCAAAACAUAGUAAGUUUCAACAUACAUACUAUUAAUAUUUCUAAAUUGUAUUUAAUAUAAAAAGUGAAAAUUACAAUUAAAAUUGUCGUACAAAAUACAAUUAUGAAAUAGAUGAAUCAUGAUAUGAAAUCUUACUGUUGUAAAAAUAAUAUAUUAUGUUAAUUUUUCCAUUAUAUACAGUUAGAAAUAAAAAGUAACAAAGAUUAAUUCAUUAUAAUGUAUAAACCAAUCAUUAGCAAUGAAUUCAUUUCUUGUAUAUAUAUGGUCAAUUAAUACAUUUUGAUUAUAGUAAGAAGAUAACAAUAUAAUGGGAUUAGUGAUAUGCAUUAUACAAUUAUAUAUAUAUUACAUAUAGUAGUUACAAAUAAUUCUCUACUAUUUAGUAUCUUUCACAAGCAUAGUUCUAGUAUUAUUUUAAAUCUGUUUUAUGACAAUGUACAUGUCUUUUUCAUAAAAUGCUAAUUUAUAUUGUUUUUGUGAAAGGGUUAAUUUGUUUGGAUAAUAUUUAAUCACAUUUAUUUAAGGAGUGGUAUCUAAAAUAUAAUUUUAAAAAUUGUUUUCAAUGCAAAUUGUGACAAAUGAUUUAUAAAAUUAAAUAAUUAAAUAAAAGUAUGUAGAUAUGUAGAUAUCUGCGGAUGCCUAUGUGUGUGUAACAUACAAUAAAAUUAUAGCACUCUAUAAAAAAUUUAAAAUUUGGAAUAGUAAA
Messenger RNA from Bombus pyrosoma, 4742 nucleotides. RefSeq names its product UPF0047 protein YjbQ. NCBI's taxonomy places the organism in Eukaryota, Metazoa, Arthropoda, Insecta, Hymenoptera, Apidae. The record is from RefSeq and is a predicted model, not a curated record. The transcript has 4 exons. The coding region runs from base 456 to 968 and encodes 170 amino acids.